AUGAUGACCCAGCUGUGAUAUCCAACAAUAAACAUAUCAAAUUGGGAGGCUUAUUCACCAUUUUGAAAUGCAAUUGGUUUUUCGAGUAUAGACUUCAUUUGCGCUAGUGUUAAUAACGGCCUCUCCUUUUGUUUUUACGGUAGUAUAGUUUUUGUCUUCUCAAUGACCAUAAGUCUAAUAGCUUUGACAUUUUUCUGCUAUAUCAAGAAAAAAAUUCAUCCAACUUUUAUUUCUAUUCCAAGAAAAAUUAUUCUAAUUUCAACAAAUAUUGGUCAUAUCCCUAUAAUGAUGAUACUAAUACUGUGAGUUAAAUUUUCGACUAAUCAAGACAGCAUAUCAGAUAAUUACCCUUAUGCAGCAAAAUCUUCAGGGUCUUUGAACUUUAAAGAAUCUCUGCAGGGAUUGGGAAUUUCCUCUAUUAUAAUUUUUAAUUUAAUUUUAAUAGCAGGUGAAAUUUUUUCUACUGAAACAAGACAUAGCAAUUUUGAAAAAAAUAUUGUACUCCCCCCCUUCGUGAGCGAAAAAAAUCAUUCGAAAAGUCCCUAUUUUUUUCCCAAAAGCCCACCCUCCGUGAGCGAACAAAAAUUUUUUUAAUAGAAAAUUUUUUGAUAUAUAAGUGAUAAUUAAUAUAACGAAAUCUCUAGCUAAUUCUGUUAAAUUUUAAACAAUUGCGUUUUAAAACAUAAAGUUUACAAAUUAAAUUAAUAUUUGCUUUCCAAUUUUUGCGAAUCGAGAUAUUUUAAAUUUUGAAAAAAAUAAAAUUUUACUAUAAAAUUUAUAUAUAAAUUGUUUAAAAAAAUUAACUCCCCUCUAUGAGCGAACAAAAUUGUUUUUCCCUCAUGGAGGGGGUGAGUUAGCAAGAACCAAAUCAUUUCCUGACGUUUUAGGAUGCAUUUGUAACAGUGUUUUUGUUUGUAUUUUCACAUUUAUUGAGAAAAAAUUCUGGAUCUACGGACUUUACUUAUUUGCGAUUAUAUAUUUUAUAAUUGGAUUAAUGUUUUAUAUAGAGCUUCCUUAUUACAAUUCUAUAUCAAAUUAUAUCAAAGUUGCAAGAUAUUUUAUGUGCUCAUUUACAGCUUGUUCUUUUAUUCUUGGGAUGUAUAUGAACAAUGCCCAAGUUAUUUUCCUGAUGGCUCUUGUAAUAAAUCCUUUACUUACCCUUAUUAGCCUUUAUUUUUUAAAUAGAAGAAUCAGCAAUCUCAUAAUAAAAGUCCCAAGAAAUCAAUUUUCUUUUGAGUUGAAAAUUCGAAAUCAACUAAUAACUCCCAAUUUUGAAAAUAAACAGGAAAUCAUCAAAAAAUUUUCUGCAUGCUUUUCCGACAAAAAUUUUAAGCUUGGCAAGCUGCUUGGCAUAUGGGAAGCUUAUUAUUGUGCAGAUGUCCUCAAAGAUGUAAGACUUGCAACAAUAAAACUGGCGCGAGUUCAUGAAAUAAAUUCAAAUAUUGAAGAAUUUUAUCAAGAAUUUAUUUGCAGGAAAAAUUUGAAGGUUGAAGGUUUUAUCAUGUAUGAAGAUACUGCUUUUUUGAAAUAUCUGAAAAAUAUGAAUAAAGCAAAAAAUGAUGAUAAAGAGAUGCUUUUUGACAUAUUAAAUUUUUCAGAUGAAAUUAGUUUAAGAAUGCCUAAUGUUGACAGAAUUCAAGAAUAUUCAAAAGCAAUUUCGUAUAAGAUGAAAUUUUUGAAAAAAAAAUAUUCAAAACUUGUAUUAAGCUUUCCUAACAUGAUAAUAUCAAGAAGGUUAUAUGGAUCAUUUUUAAGAGACAUUAUGAGUGAAAAAGAUCAUAAUUAUUUGAUGUUUAUUAAUAAUGGUACCGCUCAGCAGUCUCCUGUAAAACUCAAUGAUAUAAGUAAAAUAAAUACUUUUGAUGAGAUGCAUGGGAUUCUAUGGACAUCUGCAGAGAAAACUAGCUUUGGGGAUAUAAUUUAUGUAAAUGAGAUUUUUGCACAGAUACUUGGAUACACUUCUUUGUCUUCAAUAGAGCGAUAAGUAGCACUUUUGGGUUAACCAACGCGUUUCUGACACGUGCUAUGUCGGUUUCUAUUUUCUCUUAUGAAAACAAAAGGAAAGGUUCUGAUUUUUGCGGAUUGAGAAUCAUAAUUGAUGAAAGUGCUGACUUUGAACAUCUGCAACAAAUCCGUUUUCAUAUAUGGAAAUAGAAAUCGAAAUUCCUCGUGCCAGAAACUGCUGGUUAACCCUAAAAAUGUUUCUUAUCGCUCUAUUGGAGAUAAUAGGCAUAUAGCCCAAUACAGCUUUCGCUCGCCUGGGCUAGCAACUUUCUCUCUAGCUUGUAGAGUUGGCUUGCAACCAAAAUUUUCCCAAAUCAACUCCACAAAUUGGCAAAUGGCAAUUAUAAGCUCAUUUCUCAACUUGUGGAGUUGGUCUGGCAACUUUCAGUGCAAACUAAAUCCACGAUUUUGAGGAAAGUUAUUGGCCCAGGGAAAGCUAAAACCAUCCUGGGCUAUAUCAAAUGAGUGAUCUUUUAGAUUCCUCACUUAACGCUUACUUACUUAUAUAGACGGGCUCGUGCCCUUAAAUUUUACGCAAUCACCGAGGAUCCUUUGUGGGAUUCAUCCGCUUUGCGACCUCCCUCUCAUACCUGUGAUGAGAGUACUGAGGCUUCCUCCUUGCCUCUUGUAAAAGGCUCCAGUAUUGAGUGGGCAGACUACGGGUUUGUACGGCCUCCUGAGGCUGUAGUUGACGAUGUUGGCAUUCCGAAAUUCCAAAAAUGGAAUUUUUGGUAGCCUAUCGGCAAAAGGGUUAAGUCCAGAUCCCUGGGACGUAACGCCGAGUUUCACGCUAGUCAGUUGCCCGAUUGGUCUAGGUAUUAUCUGUAGACUCCGCUGGGCUUGCCCUUUCCAAAUCUGAACUCUCCUUUCCUUCGAGGUAAAAACUAGUAGCCGAAUUAGACUUGGGCUAGGUUCUGCGCUCCUGCAGAAUUAGUUGCCUAGCAUUGCCGUCUUAUCAGGCUAGAAAAACCUUGCCGGAUAUAAUUAAAAUAUGGGUCGGAGGCUAUAUGGCCCGGAGGCCAUACCUAGACGAAGACGCCAUAUUUUUAAUUAUAUUCCUCACUUAACGCACUAAUACCAUUUCCCUUUUUAGAAUCUCAUAAUAGAGUGAUGAAGAAAUAUAUUGAGUCUUGCAUAGAUCUGGAAGUUAAAGUGCCAACAUCCCUUUUUAUGAAAAAUAAAGCAGACCUUCUUGUUGAGUGCACAAUUAGAAGCCGCUUUAUAGCAUUAGGCAGUUAUCGUUUUUUUUUAUCCUCUAUUAGCCAAAUUGAUACAUCAAGAGAAUGUGCACUUUUAGCAGAAGAUUACACUAUCUAUAAUUAUACUAGCAAUUUUAUAUCAUGGCUUAAUACUCCACAUGAGAGCAUUAAAAAUUGUAAUAUAACUGAAUAUAUUCCUGAAUAUGGAAAAAUUGCAAAAACUCCUUUCGUGCCAUAUAUAGUAACGAUUCAUGGUAAAAAAGUAGCAAUUGUUCAUGAAGUAAGAAAGUUUACAACUCUAAACAUGAAUAUUGCUCUUAUAAUUUCAGAUGCUGAAGAAAUUUCUGUAUGGACUCAAGGUGUUCAUGAGGAUCAAACUGUUUACCAUUGUGGUGGGGAAAGAACAAAUAGCAAAUUAACUGAAGCUUUAUCAACUGAAAUAUAUGGGAAAAAAGACAUUGAAGAAGAAUUAAAAGCAGCUUCUGAGCUUACAUCAAAAUCAGCUAAUAAAUACAAAAGUAAAUUAUCAGAUAUAGAAGAAAGAUCAGCUGGGGCUAGCAGUACGCUAUCAAAAUUUUUUAGAAAUUUAAAAGCUGGAAGCCAGCACAAUCUAAUUAAUCAGUCAAUUCUGGCAAUAAAAAUUUUUGGGUGGGUGGUAUUCUGAACUGUAAAAUAUAUUUAGAUAGUAGCAAUUAUAAUUGCAAGUACGGUCCAACUUAUAGACAUAUCCCUAAGAUAGCCCGAUAUGGGCUAGGGUAGAGACCAAAACUUCCCACUUGGUUCGGCUAAAAUGGGCUGGUCGAACCAAGUGGAAAGUGGCAAAUAAUUGGUUCGACCAAUCCAUCUUGGCCGAACCAAGUGGGAAGUUUUGGCCUCUAUCCCUAGCCCAUAUCUGGCUAUCUUAGGGAUAUGCCUAUAUCUACUCAUCUCAAGAAAUUUAUGCAGCUUCUUCCAUAAAUACAAUCAGUGAUUUAGGACAAGUACUUUACACCCUUGCGAAUAUUGCUAUAAAUGCAAGAUUAAGUGAUUGGUCAAUGAGAGUUAAAUCAAGUAAUAUUGAUUAUAACUUGAGAAUUGUUAGUGAUAGCUUGGAUCAGCUAAAAGAUGCAGAGUCAAGCCUACUUGAAAAUAGUGGCGACUGAGCAUACUGCUCAAGCACCAAUUUGAUAAAUAUUCAGGUCAUUCCCACAUGAAUCUAUAUUAAUAACGACACAAUGGUUCUUUCGAAAGUUAACCUUAUUGAUGGAAUUCAAGAAUUUGUUAAACAUGUAAUUUUUAACAUAGGGAGUCCAUUAUUUAUCAGUUGCAUAUGAUUUAGAUGCUCAUUUAGGAGAUUUGUACUUUUUGGUUAGUAAUGGGAUUGGAGGUUUUUAUGGUUAUCUCAAUCAAACUUUUGAUUCUCUUGUAGAUUGUGAAAUCCAAAAAGUGAACGCUUUAAACCAAAAUAUUUAUAUUUUAUAUGCUUUUGAUAUGAUGGUAUUGAUAAUUGGGUUGAUUGUUCUCACAUUCUUUGGCAUAAGAUUAAAUAAAAUGCAAAAUAAGCUAUGAACAUUUUUAAUUGAGCUUUCCCAAUUAGUUGUCCAAAAUAUUAGAGAAAACUGCAUCAAUAGGCUAUAUGAAGUUCAUGGAUAUGAUGCAAUGCAAAUAAAGCCAGAAAUAGUAUUCAAAAAAGGAAUUCGCAUAAAGGCCAACUAUAUUUGGUCUGUCUUGUGAAGAAUAUCAAUCAUAUUUAUCUGUGCUUUGGUGUUUGAAGCAGUCAGAACAUUUGUCUUAUAUGAAAACUGUCAGCAGUUAUUGAUAAAGAGAUCAGAUUUCCUAAAAAUUGCUACUCUUAGAAGAAAUUACAUGGUUGAGCUUAAUAUGUGGUUUAGGGAAGCCAACGGUGUAGCAAGAAAUCUGACUUGAUACCAAUUUUUUCCUGAAUCUUAUCUCUUUGAAAAUUGGCACAGCGAGUUUUAUUCACUUAUGGAUAAGAUAAAAUAUGUCAACAACUUGUAUCAUUCAUCUGAAUACAUGGAGCUUUUAUCAGAAAACACAACAAAUGAGAUAUAUUCUAAUUCCACUUAUCCUGGCUUUCCUUUUUUAGACUAUGGGACUUAUGCCUCCUACAAUUUAGCACUUCAAGAUGUGUACCAAUCUGCAUUUGCUGCAUAUAGUACAAGAUAUGCAUAUAAUUUCACAACAUUUACAGUGGCUAAUGAGAAUGCUGUUAUAAAUAAAAUUAAUCAAGAUACAAAAGAAAAGGUCACUUCUCAAGUCAACUUCAUUUUUUAUUUAUCUUUGCUCUAUAUGAUUUUAUCUUUUGUGGCAUGCUUUGCGUAUUAUAUUCCCUAUCUGAGGAAUGAAAUUAAAAAAUUGAGAGAGCUUCAAGAUCUGAUUUAUCUUCUAGAAGCACCGCUGGUUUAG
Messenger RNA from Blepharisma stoltei, 5609 nucleotides. Lineage: Eukaryota; Ciliophora; Heterotrichea; Heterotrichida; Blepharismidae. The record is from the annotation of a GenBank genome assembly.